Dermatophagoides pteronyssinus (European house dust mite) is the source of this 861-nucleotide messenger RNA. Its product is annotated as eukaryotic translation initiation factor 4E-like. Gene Ontology annotation, biological process: translational initiation. The record is from RefSeq and is a predicted model, not a curated record. Gene Ontology annotation, molecular function: RNA 7-methylguanosine cap binding; translation initiation factor activity. Lineage: Eukaryota; Metazoa; Arthropoda; Arachnida; Sarcoptiformes; Pyroglyphidae. Gene Ontology annotation, cellular component: eukaryotic translation initiation factor 4F complex.
UUCGAAUAAAACAAAUGACACUGGUAAAAUGAAUGAUGAUCAAAAAUUAUUAUCAAUUCAACAAAAUGAUGGUGGUGAUAAUGGUAAUGGAAAUGAUAUGAAAAAAAUUGAAUCAAAAAUUCGAUUAAAUUAUAUAAUACCAGUGAAUGAUGGUGAACAUCUUUUACGUCAUAGUUGGACAUUUUGGUAUCUAAAAUUUGGACCGAAUUUUGAUUGGGAACAUUCACAAAUUGAUGUGGCUACAUUUUCAACUGUUGAAAGUUUUUGGGGUGUUUUUGAUCGUGUUCUACCGUUGACCGAUACACAUCAUGGUUGUAAUUAUUCCCUGUUCAAAUAUGGUAUACGACCAAUUUGGGAAGAUCCACGUAAUCGUAAUGGUGGCCGUUUUGUAUUUACAAUCAAUAAAGAUGGUGAAUAUAAACAAUAUGCAAUGGAAAUGUGGACUGAAUUCUGUAUGUUAAUUAUUGGUAAUCAAUAUGAAAUGAUUUGUGAACGUAUUUGUGGUAUUGUUGGUGGUAAUCGUAAUACACAGAUAAAAAUUGCUAUUUGGAUUGAUCAUUAUCAACCACAACAUAAUAUUCAUGAUAUUGGACUUUUUCUUAAACGUCUGGUUGGCUAUGAUAAAUCGGUUCAUUUUGAAAUGCACAAUAUGGAUAUGAUCAAUCAACAACAACAACAACAAUCGAAUGAUCGUCAACAAUCAUUCGAUAUAUGAAACAAAACAAAAAAACUAAACAAAAGCGCAUAUAUGGCGAAACGGAAAUGUUGACUUCUUUUUGUUUUCUAUUUUGUUUUGCUUUUCAAAUGAGCCUAUUUUUAGCAAUUUUGUUGAUGAUGAUUUCGUUGAUGAUAAUAUUUUGU